This is a messenger RNA of Acanthaster planci (crown-of-thorns starfish), 2302 nucleotides long. RefSeq names its product organic cation transporter protein-like. The record is from RefSeq and is a predicted model, not a curated record. NCBI's taxonomy places the organism in Eukaryota, Metazoa, Echinodermata, Asteroidea, Valvatida, Acanthasteridae.
AAUGCACUGCGAUCCCGCCGCCAUUUUCAUCCUUCUUUUCUCAGCGCCUAUCGUUUACGGACGCGUCUUUUAUGGAAUUUUCGGAGUUUGGAGUUUUGUGAAUUGACUAUUACGAAAUAAAGAGUGAUUUCUUAUCGUUUGGUAAGGCAGUGGAUAGCUAGUUAAAGGUAAUCUGGAAGCGGUGGAGCGUGGAACGGGAUUCGCGGGUUGAGUGACUCAGUGAGUGACUCAGACACCCACUCCCGGGCAGUAGGGUCCCUAUACCCGAAACCCAUGGCCCCCACCCCUGUCGUCGGCCUGCCAUAAAAAGUGCCAGACUGUCAACGAGUCGGAUGGCGAUUCUAGGGCUCCGUACCAAAGAACAAAUUUCAGUCUCGGCCUAUUGUACACCAGGCGCAAGGUGUGUCCUAUCAUGAAGCCCGUACCCGAAACUUUGUUGUCAACAACCUGUGUGUCUGUUUUUAGAUUUCUUCCUGAGUCUCCCCGCUGGUUAAUUUCCAAACGGAAAUUCAAACAAGCCGAGAAGGUCAUCCGUAAAAUCGCCAAGGUAAACGGCUCAUCCGUCCCGGCGAACUUGUUUAGUGAGACGGACGAACUUCAAGAAAAGACCGUUUUGACUCGGCAAGCGACCCAGAUUGACCUCUUCCGAACACCUAAUAUGCGCAAAAGACGCUGAACAUCUUCUACCAAUGCACCUGGCGGCCUUUGUGCGGCUAUCGCCAUGAUAGGAAAAUUCGCCAUAUCUGGGGCAUUCAACAUUAUCUACAUAUACUCGGCAGAGCUUUUCCCAACACCCGUCCGGAGCAUGGGCGUUGGAAUGUCGUCCAUGUCAGCCCGGCUCAGCGGCGUGAUAGCCCCUGUUAUUCUCAUCCUGGGCAACUACUGGGAGCCUGUCCCGCUGAUCGUCUUUGGGGGAUGCUCUCUGCUGGCCGGUGCUCUGGCACUUCUGCUCCCAGAGACCCUGAACCACAGCCUCCUGGAGACCGUCCAGGAAGGGGAGGAAUUUGGAAAGGGGCAGGGAUUUGGACUGAAGAAACUGUUUAGGAGACCAAACAGCCCUGAAGGGAGUAGUAGCGCAGACGACUCCAAAGAGGAACCCUACAGACAGAUCCUAACAUACGAUGAAAUAAACGCUGGAGAAUCAUCCAAAGUGUAAUCAGUGCUCACUGUGCUCAGAAUGAGGCAUUUCCCCCGAUGAAAGAAGUACAGAAAUCCAAAACGGGCUGCCGGUGCCACCGCUACAUCUGCUGUCAGCGCGUGCUGUAUAAUUAAGACACCGGCGAAGACCAAGACCAUUACUUUAAGUAAUGUAAAGUUAUAAAAAGCAUGUUUCAAUAAAACGGCUUUUUUGGCAUUUGGGGGCUUUGGGGCAUUUUUCCCUAACACGAUUGGGUAGAUUUCCGGCGAUACAGAGAUAGGGCGCGUUAUCUCCACAUCCUGCCUGUAGGACGUAGAUUCGAUAGUAGUAGGUUGCUGAAAAUAAAAAAAUCAAAAUUCCAUGGACCGUGAACUCCCAUGGGGGCGUGGUUGGACUAUUUCUAACACUGUGGCGCUGUUUAGCACACUGUACAUUGUACAUAUACAUGUGGUCUUUUGCCGUGUUCCGCUGAAAAGUUACAUUGAACUGUCGGUUUAUUUUCUAUUCUUUUACUUCCUGCUUUACUUUCAAAGAUAAUCCUGUAGUAUACACUCCCCCCGUCAAGAAGUGAGUGGGGGAUGUGUUACCCCCCCCCGGAGAUCUGUACGUGCACUCUAUGAAAAUAACUCAUUCGGUAAUGGUAUGUGAAGAAAAAAUAACUCAACUAGAUCUGGCACCUAGUAAUUUCAUUAGUUGAUGCCACUGAACUCGAGCGGGAAGUGGCAGGGAAGGAUUCACGCAAUUACUGCCUUUUAAGAAAUUAGCAAAGCAAAACGACUCUAUAGCAUAGGGAAUCUUCACUCUUCCCAGGGUUUUAAAUGAUUGGUCGAGCUUGUUUUUUUUUGUUAGACUCAACUUGAUUUCUUUUGACUUUAAACAAUGUUUGCACUUUCAUGUCAUGUAUUCAUACUGCAGUUUUACUAAUAUGGUUAUUAAAAAUGGUUGUGAAAUAUGGUUCUGAAAACAGAACUGAUUCAGAACUGAAUCUGCUUGCCCUGACGAAGGUGGUUUUAUUAUUAUUUAUUAUUUUCUUCCAUACGGCCCUGCCAUACCACUUAAAGAAAACCAGCUUUAAAAGCUAUAUUAACAUGAUUGAACUUUAAUAAUAAAAUACCACAAUAUUCAGAUUUUUAAAAGAUUAUCACAUAAUAAAAAUGACAAAUA